AGAAUGCAAUGACAUGACAGGAGUGAAGAUUGAAGAUCUGAAGAAGAUAAACCAGGAGCUAAGGCAACAUGUUGUACAACUGCUUGAUAAGAACCAACUAGUGGAAAGUCGAGUGGAUAGACUCACCCAUAGAAAUAAUCAUCUGUGUAAACAACUUGCUGUAAUUGAUGAACUCUCUAAGCAGCUGGGAAAAGAAUUGCUAUUGAGUACAGCUGAUAAGGAACUUAAGGAAGCAAAGGUGCAAAUUCGACAACAGCAGAAUAAGAUAAAGAAACUGGAAUAUAUGGUGAAAACACUAAAAUCUGUUAUUUUGCAAACAGAAGAUGAAAUAAAGCAAGGGAAGUCACCUUCAAGGCUUGAUGCCUUUAUUAAGACACUGGAAGAUGACAGAGACUACUAUAAAAGUGAAACUGAGAAUUUGCUGAAGUUAUUUAGAAAUGCAUUUUCAUGUCCUAAGAUAACCUGUACUUGUGGCAGCAUGUCUAAGAAGCUUUCAUCUAUUAAGGGAGCGAUCUCUGAUCCAGAAGUUCUGAAAGUAAUGAGAGAACGUGAAGACCUUAAGUCAACAGUGAAAAAAUAUGAGCGCCAUGUGGCAGAAAUGCAGGGCAACCUCAAAGUUUUAACAGCUGAGAGAGACAAAAUUGUCAGUCUUUAUGAACGGGCACAGGAAGAGAUUUCUCGACUUCGUCAGGAAGUUAUCAAAUGCCUCAGGACUCCUAAAAGUACAGUGACAGCUCAGGCUACGUUAAGACGUGUGGAGAUAGAAAGGGAUACAGCACUGUCAGAUUUCCAGAGGAUGACUACAGAACGUGAUAGCCUCAGGGAGCAGUUAAAGAUUUCUCAAGAGACUGCGUUUAAUGAAAAAGCUCAUUUGGAACAGAGGAUUGAAGAGCUAGAAACUACUAUUCAAAAUUUAGAAAGUGAACGAUUAGAACAGAUGACCAAAGCAGCACUAAUGAAAGAUACCAUUGAUUCUCUGGAAACGGAGACAAAAAGAUUGGCAAGAAGAGCUCUGGAUUCUGAAACUGAGCGGAGCCGACAGGAAGCUGAAUAUGCUUCACUUAGGUUAUUGAAUGAAAAGACAGAAAGGAGUCUUUCAGAGACUCAGCGAAGCCUUGUUAAGAAAAACCAUGAAAUGCAACUUACCCAAGAGAAAAUCACACUUUUGAAUGAAAAAAUUGAUAAUUUUUCAAGACAAAAUCUUGUACAGCAAGAGGAGAUCUGUACUUUGAGAGAAAACAUUGCACAACUUGCUAAAGAGAAGGCAACUUUGCAAGACUGUGUAGAAGAAGGAAGAGAGAAGAUUGCUGCUUCAGAGGAAAACCUAUCAGUUAAAGAGAAAAUGAUUUCAGAUUUCAAGAUUCUGAUUUCUGAGUUGAUGCAUUCCUCAAAAAAAUCUACUGAAGCACUCUCUAUUUGUGAGAAAGAAAACACCAGUUUGCAACAACGGCUACAAGAAACCAAUGAAGAACUUGCACAGACUAACAACAACAGAGACUUAUUAGUUCAGCAGAACGUCAGGUUACAAGAAUGUCUUUCUGAUAUUAAGCAAGAAAAUCAGACACUAUAUAAAAAACUAGCAAAGUACCAAAGUGAGCUUGACGAUUUGAAGUUGCAAGCCCAGGAUUCCAAUGCAGAUAUUGUCAGGCUGAAGGAUGCACUGAAGUCUAAAGAGAGAGAGAACUGUGAACUUUCGAAGAAUUACCACAAAGCCUGUGAAGAAGGAGGAAGUUGGGAAGCAAAAUGUCAUCAAGCAGAAGCAGAUUGUAGCUCUGUUAGAUUGGCACUGAUCAGCAUGGAGUCUGAGAACUGCAGGCUGAAGGAAAAAAUGGAGUCCCUUGAAACAGCGAUGGAGCAACAUUUAACAACAGAAGCAUCAUACAAGUCUCAGAUUUCUGCCUGAAGCAAGUCUCUAGUGAAAACGGAAGCAGAGCUUCUAAACAUACAUUGUGAGAGAGUCUCUAUACUUACAAAUCUCACAUCUACAUAAGAACUUUGCAUUAAAGUAGACACAGUCAAAGACCAAUUAAAUGAGCAGUUAACUUCUACAGCAGAGAUGAUAGAAAGGCUGCAGUGCAAGUGUAAGUCAGUUCAUUCUGAAGUCGAGCUGCUGAGAAAACAACUGGAAAAUGAAAGAGCAUCUGUGAAAAACCUGGAAUCUUUGCUUGUGUCCAGUCACGAGAAAGAAUUUCAGUCACAGAUAGCAAACCAAGAAAAAGACUCUGAAAUUCAGUUUCUCAAGGAACAGCUUGCUGUAGCAGAAAAUGAACUUGCUGUGCAUCGUCGAGAUUUUACUCAGCUCAGAAACAGAGCAGUUCAACUGGAGUCGGAACUGGAGAUCGCCAAAAGGCAGCUGGGGACUGAGCGCUGUGAAAGGGAACAUGCUGUGAGGGAGCUUCGACGCCAGAAUCAUACAGUUUCAUAUCAGUUAAGCUCCACAUUAAGAACAUCAUCACCUGAACAUUGCUGUCGUCAAUCUCCUGAUUGGUCUCUGGGCUGGUCCCUGGAAGAGAAUUCUUUCAAGGACUUCUAAAGUUAUAUUCACAAUGGCUUGUGAAGAUUCUGUACGCCAUCUGGAGAGUUAAAGUUGA
Molecule: messenger RNA, 2591 nt
Organism: Colius striatus (speckled mousebird)
Lineage: Eukaryota; Metazoa; Chordata; Aves; Coliiformes; Coliidae
Gene: TSGA10
Product: testis specific 10
Source: RefSeq, a predicted model, not a curated record